This is a messenger RNA of Fonticula alba, 1236 nucleotides long. RefSeq lists its product as hypothetical. The transcript has a single exon. Lineage: Eukaryota; Rotosphaerida; Fonticulaceae. Bases 1 to 1236 code for a protein of 411 amino acids. The record is from RefSeq and is a predicted model, not a curated record.
AUGUCUCUCUCGCGCCUGAGCCAGCUGAGCGCCACCAUGGCGCCCAACCUCCUGCGCAUGGUGUGGCUUCCUACUGCCUCCUCGACGACGGCGGCCGCGGCGGCCACGGCCACGGCCACCAUCCCCACGCGCUUUGUCGCCCCCGAGGUGGGCUCCUGCGGCCAGUCCGCCGCCACGACCGAUGCCCCCGCUGCUGGUGGCCGGCCAGCGGUCCUGCGCGCCGUGGUCGGCGGUCGGACGGCUCUUCUGCCCCCUUCGGCGGAUGGCUGCUCGGCCCAGUGGCCCACCUGUGGCAGCUGCUCGGCCUGUCUGGCGCCGCUGCUGCGCGUGUGGGUUGACCACCAGGCCGAUGGGCCCGGCCCCGGGGCCACGGUCAGCCCGCUGCUCGGGUUCUCCGCGCUGCAGGUCCUUCAGUGCACCAGCGACCAGUGCGAGUCGCCGCAGGAUGCCUCGGUCGCCUCGCGGCUGGUGGUCGCCCGGGACGGAGCGGCCCCCGCCUUCGCCGGGGCCGGAACCAGCGCCCUUGCCGCGGCUCCCGGCAUCCCGACCGACGGCCAGGCCGAGGCGCACCAGCACUCGCUCUUCACGCAUCCCGGCCUGGGACGCCUCCUGCAUGCCAGCGAGCUGGAGCUGACCGCCGCCGGGGAUGCCAACCUGCUGGAGGCCGAUGGCGGCUCGCUCGGGUCCGAGGGUGUCUCGGCCGAGGCGCUGGCCGGCGCCACCCCCUCGGCGGCCAUGGCCUCCGGGGCGGAGCUGCGCCGGCUCCUGCGCGCGGCCACCCUGCCGGCCGAUGGCCUGGAGCUGCCGACCGUGUCGCACCUGAUGUCCCGGCAGCCGGACCUCGAGCAGCUGGCCGACAGCCUGGCCGAGGUGGAGGGCGCCGCGCCCCUGGAGACGGUCCUGCAGCUGAGCGGGCGCCAGCCGGACACCGGCAUCAAGGCCGGCGGCUGGCCGGCCUGGCCUGACGGCGACCUUCCGGCCGGUGGCCUCCUCGGGUGCGAAUGCUGCGCCAAGGGGGCCGCCUGUGCCUCGCCGGAUGCCAGCGUCCUGCUGAUGCAGAUCCCGGCCGAGGCGGCCGGUCUCGGGGCCUCCUCCACCGGCGAUGACAUCGAGGAUGACCAUGAUGAUGGCGCCGCCGCCGACACCGAGUCCAGCUGGUAUGACCAGAGCUAUGUCGGCAUGGUGCUGGCCUGUCCGUCGGGCAAGUGCGUCAACUUCACCUGGACUUCGCCCUAG